This is a messenger RNA of Arabidopsis thaliana (thale cress), 4107 nucleotides long. RefSeq names its product coatomer gamma-2 subunit, putative / gamma-2 coat protein, putative / gamma-2 COP. Lineage: Eukaryota; Viridiplantae; Streptophyta; Magnoliopsida; Brassicales; Brassicaceae. The transcript has 17 exons. The record is from RefSeq and is marked reviewed. Gene Ontology annotation, biological process: vesicle-mediated transport; intracellular protein transport. Gene Ontology annotation, cellular component: COPI vesicle coat; Golgi membrane; membrane coat. Gene Ontology annotation, molecular function: structural molecule activity. Bases 1221 to 3881 code for a protein of 886 amino acids.
AUAUAAUUUAAAUAGUUUGCUAUUUUGUUUAGAAUCAAAAUAUUUUUAAAUGACAUGUUGUAAUAAUUGACCAAAAGAAAUUAGUGUGUGAUUUUGUUGAAAUGCAGAGUACAAAGCCUUAAUUUAUACCAAGUUAUGGUAUCUAUAACGUAUAUGAAUACCAAAAUUUUAUUAUUUUUAAUUGGUGUUGUAUUUUAUAAUUCGAAAUAAUUAGGGGAACGGGCAAAACCUCUCUGUUCUCUCGCUUAUAUUUUUUUUAGAGAGAAAGCAAAUCAGUUUCAACGAUCGGAUAUUUUCUGGUGUUAGCCGUCCUGACUUUUUGGGCUUUCUGUCCGAUAUCACCGGCUCUGGUAGCGGUGUUGGUUGGCUCUAGUCCGGCAGCGUCUUGUUCACAUAACCGGUGGUUGCUGGCUCUUGGUUUCUCUCGUCGAUGUAGAUCGAUUUUUAAUCUGUGUUUUUUUAUUUUCAUGUUUUGUUUUUAAUAAUUCUCAUCUGAGACAUGUUGGUGAUAGAGUGAAUGCAAUCUCGCUUUCUAAUGCUUCUUAUCCGAUCUGUUCUUUUUUAAGUUUUGAUUUACAGAAAUUUUUGGAGAAAUUUGAGAAUGAUGUUGAAGAAAAGAAGUGGAUUCUGUUGUUAAUUAUCAUAGCCUUAAGCUGUUGUAUAUUUAACAUGAGCCUCGAUUGCUUUUUAUCGGUGAAAAAACAAAAAGAUCCAUGUUCUAUGAGACUAUCGACGGUGAUUCUUUCACCGAAAUCGGUGCUCAGACGGCGAAAAUGAAGUCGGUUCGCUUUAGAGUACUCAUCUGACACGUAUAUUAAUAUAUCGACAUGUGGUUUGGGAUAGAGUCAAACUAUAGUUUCUUCUUCUAUGAAAGACUCUCUGUUGGCCUAUUUGGUCCUAAAUCGUUUCUGUAAUCGCGGACUUUUCUUUAAGCUUUGACUAUCUUGAUUAAUACAAUAUUUCUCUUGGGACAAAAAAAAAAUAAUCUUAGUAUUUCUUUAAUAUUUUUUGUUUGGGUAUGGGCUAUUGGGCCGCUUCGAAAAGUUCACUUUCUCUAUCGAUCUCUCACAGUUUCUGAGUUCUCUGACUCAAAAACAUAUAGUAGAAGAAAACGAUUAGAGAUCUUCUUCUUUCUCCUGUUGCAUCUGAAGAUAAAGGAAACAGAAAGCGCGAGAUCUGAGUGACGGAGUAAUUUCAAAGGGAGGUUUUCGAGAUCAGAAAUGGCGCAACCCCUCGUGAAGAAAGACGAUGAUCACGACGAUGAGUUGGAGUAUUCUCCAUUCAUGGGAAUUGAGAAAGGAGCGGUUCUUCAAGAGGCUAGAGUCUUUAAUGACCCUCAGGUUGAUCCUAGACGAUGCUCCCAGGUCAUUACGAAGCUUCUUUAUUUGCUUAACCAAGGGGAGUCAUUCACCAAGGUUGAAGCAACGGAAGUUUUCUUUUCAGUUACAAAGCUUUUUCAAUCAAAAGACACGGGUUUGAGGAGAAUGGUCUACUUGAUCAUUAAGGAGUUAUCUCCAUCAUCUGAUGAGGUUAUCAUCGUAACAAGCUCUCUGAUGAAGGAUAUGAAUAGUAAAAUUGAUAUGUAUCGAGCAAAUGCUAUCCGUGUCCUCUGCCGGAUAAUAGACGGAACCCUUCUCACUCAGAUUGAGCGAUACUUGAAACAAGCCAUUGUGGAUAAGAAUCCCGUUGUUUCAAGUGCAGCUUUAGUCAGUGGGCUUCACUUGCUCAAGACAAACCCAGAAAUUGUUAAAAGAUGGAGCAAUGAAGUUCAAGAAGGUAUUCAAUCCAGAUCAGCCCUUGUUCAGUUCCAUGCCCUAGCUUUGCUCCAUCAGAUACGCCAAAAUGAUCGCUUGGCUGUUAGCAAAUUGGUUGGUAGCUUGACCAGGGGAUCUGUCCGCUCUCCCUUGGCUCAGUGUCUUUUGAUACGUUACACCAGCCAGGUUAUCCGUGACAUGGCCAACCACGGUCAAUCUGGAGAACGUCCGUUCUAUGAAUUUUUGGAGAGUUGCCUGCGCCAUAAGGCAGAAAUGGUGAUCCUUGAGGCUGCCAGGGCAAUUACUGAGCUUGAUGGUGUGACAAGCCGAGAACUGACUCCAGCAAUCACUGUUCUUCAGCUCUUUUUGAGUUCCCCCAGACCAGUGUUGAGAUUUGCCGCUGUCCGGACUCUGAACAAGGUUGCAAUGACUCAUCCUAUGGCUGUCACCAACUGCAACAUUGAUAUGGAGAGUUUAAUCUCUGAUCAAAAUAGAAGCAUUGCUACACUCGCAAUAACCACACUAUUGAAAACAGGGAACGAAUCAAGUGUAGAACGUUUGAUGAAGCAGAUAACUAAUUUUAUGUCAGAUAUUGCUGAUGAGUUCAAAAUUGUGGUCGUGGACGCAAUAAGAUCGUUGUGUGUGAAAUUCCCACUGAAAUACAGAUCCUUGAUGACCUUCUUAAGCAACAUUCUUAGGGAAGAAGGUGGAUUUGAGUAUAAAAGAGCAAUAGUAGAUUCUAUUGUGACCAUUAUCAGAGAUAUUCCGGAUGCAAAGGAAAGUGGACUGCUUCAUCUAUGUGAAUUCAUUGAAGAUUGUGAAUUCACAUAUCUUUCAACACAGAUCCUUCAUUUUCUGGGAAUUGAGGGGCCUAACACCUCAGAUCCAAGCAAGUAUAUACGAUAUAUAUAUAAUCGUGUGCAUCUAGAAAACGCCACUGUCCGGGCUGCUGCUGUUUCCACACUUGCAAAGUUUGGGUUUAUGGUUGAAUCCUUGAAGCCCCGGAUUACUGUUCUAUUGAAGCGUUGCAUCUAUGACAGUGAUGAUGAGGUCCGUGAUAGGGCAACACUAUAUUUGAGUGUUCUUGGUGGUGAUGGUACUGUUGACACUGAUAAAGAGAGCAAGGAUUUCCUAUUUGGUUCCCUGGAGGUUCCUCUAGUCAACAUGGAAACUAGUCUGAAGAAUUAUGAGCCCUCUGAAGAAGCUUUUGAUAUCAACUCCGUACCUAAGGAAGUUAAAUCUCAGCCCCUUGCAGAGAAGAAAGCCCAGGGUAAAAAGCCCACUGGUCUUGGUGCACCACCAGCUGCACCUGCUUCUGGUUUUGAUGGCUAUGAAAGACUUCUCUCAUCCAUUCCAGAGUUUGCCGCCUUUGGAAAACUUUUCAAGUCUUCUUUACCUGUGGAGCUAACUGAAGCAGAAACAGAAUACGCUGUCAAUGUUGUUAAGCAUAUCUUUGACAGUCAUGUGGUGUUUCAGUACAACUGCACUAACACAAUACCAGAGCAGUUGUUGGAGAGGGUCAAUGUCAUUGUAGAUGCUUCAGAAGCUGAGGAAUUCAGUGAAGUAACUUCAAAGGCCCUAAACUCACUUCCUUACGAUUCACCCGGUCAAGCCUUUGUGGUUUUUGAGAAGCCAGCUGGGGUCCCUGCUGUUGGAAAGUUCUCCAACACAUUGACUUUCGUUGUUAAGGAGGUUGACCCAAGCACAGGUGAAGCAGAAGAUGAUGGAGUAGAAGAUGAGUACCAGCUAGAGGAUCUUGAGGUUGUAGCUGGAGAUUACAUGGUGAAAGUGGGUGUCUCCAAUUUCAGGAAUGCGUGGGAAAGCAUGGAUGAAGAAGAUGAGCGUGUAGACGAAUAUGGCCUUGGCCAAAGAGAGAGUUUGGGAGAAGCUGUAAAGGCUGUCAUGGAUCUUCUUGGCAUGCAGACUUGUGAGGGGACGGAGACAAUUCCGCUCAAUGCAAGGUCACACACGUGUCUAUUGUCAGGUGUGUACAUAGGCAACGUGAAAGUGUUAGUGAGGGCACAGUUUGGAAUGGACAGCUCAAAGGACAUUGCAAUGAAGCUGACAGUUAGAGCUGAAGACGUUUCUGUCGCCGAGGCCAUUCACGAGAUUGUUGCCAGCGGCUAAAACCUCUUGCGUUUCUUCAGUAUCAGAGAAUGUCAUCUAUUCCUGCUGCUAAACCUCAAAAAUACAUCAACUAUUAUAAAUAGCAUAGUAUUACUUUCUUUCUUUUUUCCUUGCAUUAUUACUGUCAAAUACACUAUGGAGGUUUUCUUUUUAUUUUAUGACGGUGCUUUUUGAUUUCUCAUUUCUGAAUUUUAUUAUUACCCGUUUUCUCGCCAAGUUGGGAAUC